AUUUACCAAUAGUCCUGCCUAUAAAUAAAACUCCUGCCGCCGAGAUUGCCGUAUUCGUUAGAUUUUCGCCGAUCUUUGAAAAUCUGUGUUCAAAAUGAAGUUUGUGGUUCUUCUAUGUGCAUUUGUGGCCACAGUGCAAGCGAGUGGUUACGGUUUGCUCAACACCGGCAGCAACCUUUAUUCCAGUACUUACGGUAGCGGUUACGGUAGCGGUUACGGUAGCGGUUACGGCAGCGUUUACGACGUCGGUUACGGUGGUUACGGGGGCGGUUACGGGGGCUACAACAGUUACGCGGGCUACAGGCCUACCGGUUACAAGCCCUACAGGCCCGGUUACAGCGGUUACGGCAGCUACGGGGAUUACGGUGGAUACAGAGGUUACGGAGGUUCCAGGCCUGGUUACGGAGGUAGUUACUACCCUGGUGGGUACAAUUCGUAUGACGGUUACGAUUAUAACGGUAAUGGGGGUUACGGGGGUAUUGGGGGUACCAAUUUCUUAGGAAUAUCGAGCGGAUCCGGAUACAGGCCGUACAGCGGAAGCGUUUGGAGGACAUUCUACAAGCGAUAAGGACUCGGAGAAGGAUCGUUAAUUUUAAAUGUUUGCGGAAAAAUAAAAUGUUGUAAAAUAAUUUUAUAUAACUAAAUGUUUAGUAUCUAAAUAAAUACGUAAUAUUUUAAAUGUGUUUAAAAGUUAAUAUUUGAAAUUGCUAUAAAAAGCCGGAACCGUCUCGGUCAAAUAAGAUAACAACAAAUUGUCAGAAGAAAUGUAGAUAUGUAUCUAAAAAAUAAGUU
This is a messenger RNA of Phyllotreta striolata, 792 nucleotides long. Lineage: Eukaryota; Metazoa; Arthropoda; Insecta; Coleoptera; Chrysomelidae. The record is from the annotation of a GenBank genome assembly.